Messenger RNA from Sungouiella intermedia, 3282 nucleotides. The record is from the annotation of a GenBank genome assembly. NCBI's taxonomy places the organism in Eukaryota, Fungi, Ascomycota, Pichiomycetes, Serinales, Metschnikowiaceae.
AUGACAAAUCCCAAUUCGAAGCUCUCCUCUAAGGGACUAGCUGGCUUGAUUGCAAUAGUGCUACUAUUUUCAAGUCUAAGACGCAAAAUCUUGUGGUGGUUGAUCUUCUCAAUACUACUAGGUGCAUACCUGCUAUAUCUAGCUCUCACGAUAAAACCUCAAAAACAAGGGUAUUUACGGAGAGUCAGGAGGUUCAAAUUCCUCACAAAGGCAAAUUGGAAUGCAGAGGUUGCUGCUUUGACCGUCGAUAGAUCGCUUCUUGAAGCUCCAGCUAUACCAGAGUCGUUUCUCAUUUCAGAAUCUCUUGACGACAUGUUCAACUUGAUUCUCCAGGAAUUCGUGGACUCGUGGUUCACAAGAAUUUCCUCCAGUCGGCUUUUUCAAGACUCGGUCCACUUGGAGUUGAAAGAAGUUGUUCGAACUUUGAAAGAACGCCUUGCAAAUAUCAAUUUGGCCAAUCUACUAGUCUAUAAGAUAAUCCCUCUUGUCACUGAUCACUAUACGCAUUUUGUUUCCACAACUAAAGCGCACGAUACAAGUUAUUCAAUUGAGAGCAAGCUCAUCACAGCUCAGAACUUCGGCAGAGCCCGUCUUCAUGAUGGUGUGUCGCUUUUACUUCCAGGGCCCAACCGUCGAACCAAGGAAAAGGCAUAUCUUCGACAUAAAGUGGGGUCAGUACUACCGUACUUACUCUCUGACCAAGAGAAUUCAAACCCAACCGUGUUGCUGCUAAUUACAGAAUUGCUUGCGUGCACUGUUCUAGCAAAUGUAUUUGAAGUCUUGAGUGAAGGUGAUUUCUUCAACCAGAUGGUAGUCAAGUUAAUGGGUGACAAUUUGCAGCAUCGUCAUCAAGUCAAAAGACUCCGUGCAGCCUUGGCUGAACAUACUGCUCAAAGUAAUCUGCUAGUUCUUCCGUCUUCUUUGCCAACGAAUUUGACUCAAGAAAAAGCUUCAUUGUGGAUGAAUUAUGUUGACAAUUGCGAGACAAGAGAUGAAGUUGUGCAGCUUCAGAAAGCGAUUCAAGAGAAGCAGAUUCUGUUAGCAACAAGCUCGGCUGGUUAUAACCCAGAAAAAGCACGAUUGUCGGCACUUUCCGAGAAAGUUAACGAAAAGCUAAACACAACAUUACCCACAACAGUGACCUUGGAAGCUAUUCUCAAUCAACCAAAACUUGCAGCUGUUUUCCGUGAAUACCUUAAAAGGGAAAAACAUGAAUCGGACAUUGAUCUCUGGCAGGCCAUUGAUCGUAUUAAAGCUCCUCUAGAAGUCUCUGAUGCUGCAGAGGUUCCACUUUUACUUGAGUUUUCUAACAAGGAUGAUAUUCUUCGAAUUUACUCAACAUACUUUGAUAAUCCGAAUAUUUUAAUCAGUGACGAAAUCAGAGAUAGCGUUACCUCUUACGUGAAAUGUGCUGAUGAUGAGACGAAGGCUGCCGAGUACCAAGAAGCUAGGAAGUCGCUCUUUUUGUUACAAGAAAACAUAGUAGAACACAUGAAGAACCACCAUUUUCGUGGAUUCAAGAAGUCAAACAGAUAUGGAGAUUUGGAAUUUGGAAAACUGGAUCGAAGAGUUCGCAGAGAAGCUUCUCUCUCUUUUGCUGGAAGAAAUCUUCCCUCGUAUCAUGACAUUGAUCUCGAAGAUAAUUCAAUUAGUCCAGGAGUCGUUUCGGCAGUUGCUACCGCUUUUGAAAGAAUCAUGAAAUCGUCGGGUGAAGAAAGUGAGUCAGUGUCACUUUUUGAGACUACCAGACAGCCGCCAAGCCGAAUUAUUUCAGAAUCAAGUACUGAGAGUCGUCAGAAUCUCUUUGGCGACAGCUCUAGUCUUUUUGAAGAAGCAGUUAAACUGGAUGAACUCAAUACAAGCUCCAACAGGAUGUCAGCACUCUUUGACGAGGGAAGUGACGAUGACUCUGGGCCCGAGUCGGUCAAUUCUGAUUCAUUACUGCUGUCCACAGAGUUGCCAGAUAUCAAAUUGGGCAGCCUGGAGAUUCUACUCGCAGCACCUGGAGAUUUAAGCCUAUCCGAGAAGAUCGCAACUUUGGAUAAGAAUAUCGAGAACCUCACUGAACAAGAUAAUAUUUUAGCUUCAUUGCUCAGGAAGGCAGAGCUAACAAACAAUGUUCCCGAACUUCGAGUUCUAAAGAAAUCUAAAGUUAGUGUUGAGAGAGAAAUUAGCGCAAAAGAGCUUCAGAGACAACAAUAUAUUGUUCAGGAGAACGAGAACAGUUUAUACGGAAAGUCCAAAGUGCAAAUUCAAUCAUGUGUCUUUGGUAACGACGAUACCACUCCAUACGUUCUCUAUAUUAUCGAAGUUCAGAAGUUUUCAAGUGAUGAUCCCAAUGAGGUCAUCGCGGGAUGGAUUGUUGCAAGAAGAUUCAGUCAGUUUUAUAAAUUGAAUGAGUACUUGAAGAAAAGAUGUCCAGAAGUUGCCAACAUUAAGUUUCCAAAGAAGACCGUUCCUAUGUUGAAGUUUCAGAAAGUACAACAGGUGGAACUCAGAAAACCGAUGCUUGAGAAGUAUUUGCAAUCGAUUCUCAAGAUUCCAGAAGUAUGCUCUGAUGCAGUGUUUCGCUCGUUUCUUUCUUCAGAAGAUUUUCUGCUUGGAAAAGGAACCAAGUCAUCACAAAGCUUUGAUGCAUUCUUCAACAAGUUUUACGGCAAGAUGAGUCAAAGAGUACCUUUGGCCACCACUAUUCGUCCCAGAAGUGAAAAGGAACAACAGGAAAUUUUGGCAAACAUUCAAGAGAUGGAGCGAGAAUUGAAGCAGUUUGAUGAUAUUGGAAAGGACAAAGCCAAAAUCCCAUUUGUGAAGCCUAUAUCGGAUUUACUCAUGACAAUUUUUAAUCUCAAAACCUCACAAAGUUGGUUAAGGGGACGAGCGCUUUUGGUGAUUUUGCAACAGGUACUUGGAUCUGCCAUUGAAAAGACAAUUACACAACAAGUUGACGCUAAUUGGAGACAAGAAGAGAAGGUAUUGGAUAUACUUGGAUUGCUUCGUCAAUUACUCUUUCCGAAUGGAAAAUUUAGAGAAUCUCCUGAGUUACGAACCAAAUUAGAACAAUCUACAACAAGAGAUGAAGCCAAUGUGAUUUUGCGAGUAUUCAUGAACGAAACGUGUGCAAAGAUUUUCGGAUUUAAGAAUACAAGCCAGGCAAGUAUUCAUUUAUUCGAAAUGUUCCAGAACGAUUUCCUCAAUAAGCUGUUGUUCUUCGAGAUACUCGAUGAACUCUUCUCAGCCAUAUGCAAAGAGGCAGACGAUGGACACGGAUUGGAAAACGCUUGA